UAAGAACGUCCGUUGCAGGAAGCACUUAUCAAAUAAAGUUAGUGAUGUUCAAUGAACGAUCAUCAUCUCGGAGAACUUCAGUAUGAUUUAGUCUCGUAGAAUGGCAAACAUACUGAAGUUGAUGAUUGUGGUGUGUGGUUUUUGGGGACCGGAUGUAGCAUUCGCAGGAUUUACCACCAGAAAACUGGGGCCACAACCCAUAUGGAAUUCCACUGUCACUGAUAAGUUAAGACAAGACCUCCUGCUUAAUUAUGAUAAAUUUGCAAGGCCAGCACAACACUACAACACAACUAAAGUCGUCUUUGGUUUAACAAUAAGACACAUCGAACUUAAUGAAUUUAAAUCGACACUUGUGGUCCAUUCGUGGAUACGUUUGAGUUGGAAAGACGAGAAGCUAAGAUGGAAUUCGACAAAUUACGGCGGACUUACAACACUCAAUUUAGCCGAUCAUGAAAUUUGGCAACCUGAUAUAUUUUUAUACAAUAGUGCAACAAGUUCUGGAAUUACUCAUUAUGGUAAUGUUAAUUGUAUUGUUUACGAAGAUGGGGAUGUUUUGUGGGUUCCACCGGCACAGUUUAGUGUUUUAUGCAAUUUAAAUUUGAAAUAUUGGCCUUUUGAUACACAACAGUGUGAAAUGAUUUUUGGAUCGUGGACGUAUAAUGGGGAUCAAAUAGACAUUGACCUUCCAAAUAACGAAGGAGUAAAGCUGGAACUUUUGAUUGAAAAUUCGGAAUGGAAUAUAGUUGACACGUCCUUAAAAAAGAAUUUAAAAUAUUACCCUUGUUGUCCAAGUCCUUAUCCGGAUAUUACAGUCGAUCUUUCUCUCAGUCGAAUUUCGCCCUCCUAUAAAGCCCUUAUUGUUACACCAGCUUUCGUUGUGAUAAUUUUAGUAUUAGUAAAUUUUUGGCUGCCACCACAAGCAGGCGAAAAACUUAUUCUGAAUGGUUGUACGGCUUUGAUUAUUUGUUUAUUUAUGUUGUAUUUCACACAGAAGAUUCCCACUAUGGGUACACACACACCCUUAAUUGUAUUAUUUUACAGUAGUUGUUUAUACGUAGUCGGAUUUUCAAUAAUCACUUCGGUAAUAGUAAUUUGGUUAUCGAGAACUAAACACAGUUCACCACUACCCUGGAUUAUUAAACAACCGUUAACUGGAACAUUUGGAAAAAUGCUAGGGCUGCAAACUUAUAUUCAACAGUCGUCAAUGACGUCUCACAGAGUCACAGCUGAAGAAAUGCGCGACCACCAAGUAACCGAUUUUGACGAAAAUAAUAGUGGAGACGAACACCACAUAAUAAAAUCAUCAAAUAAAAUGUCCAUACAGCAAGAUUGGAUUUUGUUAGCAGCGGCAAUAGACCGGAUAACUUUCUGCUUUUUUUGUUUCGUAUUCAUCAUUUUAACUAUAGUUUACUCGGUGUAAAAUUGUGAUUUUGAACAAUAAAAUCUUGUAGUAACUGUUUUGGAUAAUUCAGGAAAUAAAAGCGCUUCAUGUUG
Molecule: messenger RNA, 1494 nt
Organism: Tribolium madens (black flour beetle)
Lineage: Eukaryota; Metazoa; Arthropoda; Insecta; Coleoptera; Tenebrionidae
Gene: nAChRa10
Product: acetylcholine receptor subunit alpha-type acr-16-like
Exons: 7
Coding region: 101-1420 (439 amino acids)
Biological process (GO): nervous system process; signal transduction; regulation of membrane potential
Cellular component (GO): synapse; neuron projection; membrane
Molecular function (GO): transmembrane signaling receptor activity; extracellular ligand-gated monoatomic ion channel activity; neurotransmitter receptor activity
Source: RefSeq, a predicted model, not a curated record